Messenger RNA from Coniosporium apollinis CBS 100218, 2304 nucleotides. RefSeq lists its product as uncharacterized. Gene Ontology annotation, molecular function: DNA binding; zinc ion binding. NCBI's taxonomy places the organism in Eukaryota, Fungi, Ascomycota, Dothideomycetes. Bases 1 to 2304 code for a protein of 767 amino acids. The record is from RefSeq and is a predicted model, not a curated record. The transcript has a single exon. Gene Ontology annotation, biological process: DNA-templated transcription.
AUGGGUUCUGAUCAAGGCUUCCGCGGCGUGGCCGAACAGCACCAUGAAGCAGCGCCAGGCGCUGACGCCCGGGCGCCACCGACUGUAGAUGCUAUGGCUGGACAGCUUCAGCACCAGGAGCUUCUGUCGACGCCGCCAACAAAUCAGUCCGCCUCCGUUCGAGCACCGAAUGAAGCGAUGGAGACCUUCAGCUACCAAGAAUCUGCAAUUGAUCUUGUUGGACUCCAGACGCGACCCAGUUCAGCCGGAUCCAUGCGGCCAACAACAUUUGAUGCCUCCACGGUCUAUCCAGCUGAUAUACUACAAGGCCAAAUGCCUACGAUAGACAUGUUUUCUAGCACCAAUUUUCUAGGAAUGCGCAGUGGGACACGUACUCCACGUGGUCUAAUGGACUUCGGCAUUGAGACCAACCUUGAACUGGAUGAUCUGGACUUCAGCUUUCUCGAAACGUACAACAACCAGAUCCCCUUUCACUUCUCGAGUAUCGGUGAUAGCUUGCCUAAGCACGUCGAGGAUGUUGAGUACGUGCACAGUCCAGUCAAUGGUAUUAUGCCGGCAGCGAAAACCCUUCAGAAAUCCAUCUGGCGAUUUGUUCCGGCUCCACAGGAUCAUGGCGCAGCGGAGCAGCACAACCUCUCGCUCCCGGCGACUGAAAACGAUCAUGACAGUCCUGAGUCUCGUGUCAAUCUGGAUCGGCGAACCACUACAGAAAAAUUGGAUCAGAUGUCUCGGGACAGAAUUUUUGGCAUCGUCCUGAGCAUGUGCAAGCCUUCGGGAUCCCGCACAUUCUCUUCCUUUCCUUCGACUGAAUUGCUGGACAGCCUGAUACAGUACUUCUUGACCUCGCCUCUCUCUGAAGCCGACACCUGGAUACAUGUUCCCAGUUUCCGCCCAAGAACCAAACGGCCGGAACUACUAACUGCGCUAGCAGCGGCGGGAGCUGUGCUGACUCCAGAUCCAUCGUUGCGUAAACUUGGCUUUGCUAUCCAAGAAAUCGUUCGCUUGCACAUUCCCACCUUAUGGGAGGGCGACAACACCGAGAUUCGAAAUCUGGAGCUUGCGCAGGGAUUCAUGCUUCAGCUGGAGAUCGGCCUUUGGAGCGGUAAUAGCCGUAAAAUUGAGAUUGCGGAAAGUUUUCAACAGCCCUUGCUCACUAUGCUUCGGCGCGGCGGCAGCCUUCGACGUUCGAGUUACCCUUUAAUCAAUGUGCAACCCGAUGACGAUGGCCCCGAGCUAGAGAAGAAGUGGGCUGCUUGGGUUGAGCAGGAGUCUUAUAAACGGCUGAUUUUUCAUCUCUUCCAACACGAUGCACAGUCCUCCAUGGCACUCCUUGUUAGUCCUCUGUUCUCGUAUGCAGAGGUCUCCUUACCCUUACCUGAGUCUCGAAAUCUAUGGAUGGCAGCGAAUGCGAAAGAAUGGAAAUCUCUUUACCUAGCCAGCACGAACAACAGCUCAGGCCGGAUUCCGUCCGUUGUCGACUGCAUCCAUGACCUGGAGUUUCUGGAGAGGUUCAGCCAAUCCAUCGAUGAGAAGGCAUCAAACACAGCUUUUCUGCACGCAGCAUGGGGCCUUGUAUGGGAAUAUCGACAGCUCAGUUCCAUUUUACAUGGAGAGUCGCGCCAGUGGGACAGUACGCUGGUGAUGACGUCUCGUUAUCGGGAAUUGAUGAAGCUGCUGCAGUGCUUCCGCAUGGAGUCUCCGGGCUGUAAUUCUCUCCUUCUGGAACUAAUUUUAAUGCAUCUGCACAUGUCGCUCGAGGACGUACAGCUGCUAGCCGGACUGGAGGGCCAGGAGGAAGCUUCGCGGGUUUACCCGUCACUGUGCGAGUGGGUCAAGACCACUGCUUCACAUCAGGCUGUCUGGCAUGCCGGCCAGGUCCUCCGUGCUGCUAAAUCACUGCCCUUCCACCAGUUGCGGGAUUUCUCCGCCAUCGCUGUUUACCAUGCGAGCUUGGCAUUCUGGGCAUACAGCCAUGCGCUUGACAAGGAACCUCAGCCACCGUCUCUGACAGUCACCCCUACGAUGCAAGGCAGUAUGCAAGGACAGCUCGUUUGGCUGGAUGAGGGUGAGACCACGGAGGUGCAGAGAUUCAUCGCGUUGAAGCGUGGCUUCCCGUGCUUGCGAGACCUGCAGCCGUCUUCACCGCCUGUUCCGCUCAAGGAUGCUAGUGCUGUUAUAGCUCUCGUUCUGGGGGUCCUUCACCAGAAUCAUGCCGAAGCUGACAGGCCGAUGCCGCCCUUGGUGGAGAAUCUUAUUAGGAUGAUGGAAGGAUUGCGGGAUACGGUGAGGAUCAAUGAUGGUUGA